AUGACACAGAUCGACUUAAUAGCAAUUAUAUAUCCUAAGGAGGGAAAAGCAGAUAGAGUUGCCGAACUCCUCAAUGAGAUAUCCCAAUACAUCAAAGCAAACGAGCCCGGAACAUUGAAAUAUGAGAUUAACAAGGAAGUUAAUAAAAAGUCUGGUGCUGAGGAAAUUAUUCUAGUGGAGAGCUAUAAAGAUAAGGCUGCGAUUACAGCUCAUGGGGCUUCAGAGGCAUUCAAGGCUUUUGGGAAGAAGUUGAUGGAUGAGGAUGUGAUUGCUAAGCCUAUGCAAUUGAAGUUUUUGAAGAAUGUCGGAGGGUUCUCUUCGAGGUUGUGA
This is a messenger RNA of Sclerotinia sclerotiorum 1980 UF-70, 330 nucleotides long. RefSeq lists its product with no specific name. Lineage: Eukaryota; Fungi; Ascomycota; Leotiomycetes; Helotiales; Sclerotiniaceae. The record is from RefSeq and is a predicted model, not a curated record. The coding region runs from base 1 to 330 and encodes 109 amino acids. The transcript is spliced from 3 exons.